Messenger RNA from Dendrobium catenatum, 1047 nucleotides. Its product is annotated as thioredoxin-like protein CDSP32, chloroplastic. The record is from RefSeq and is a predicted model, not a curated record. Gene Ontology annotation, molecular function: oxidoreductase activity, acting on a sulfur group of donors, disulfide as acceptor. The transcript is spliced from 2 exons. The coding region runs from base 1 to 762 and encodes 253 amino acids. Lineage: Eukaryota; Viridiplantae; Streptophyta; Magnoliopsida; Asparagales; Orchidaceae.
AUGGCUUACCCGCCUCAUAUAGGAGAUUUUUUGGCUCAUCGUAACACCGAAAAUGGGGUUUGGGUUAGCAAUGAUCGCGUGAAGCAAGUCCACAGCAUCGAAGAAUUCGACGCCGCCCUCCGCACAGCAAAGAACAAGCUCGUUGUCGUCGAGUACGCUGCCAGCCACAGCCCCCAUAGCCGCCGUAUUUAUCCGUUUAUGGUGGAGCUCAGCCGCACCUGCGCCGACGUUGACUUCCUCCUUGUCAUGGGCGACGAGUCAGACGCCACCAGGGAGCUGUGCCUAAGGGAGAAGAUCGAGAAAGUUCCGCACUUCAGCUUCUAUAAGACCAUGGAGAAGAUUCACGAGGAAGAAGGCAUCGGCCCGGACGAGCUAGUCGGCGACGUGCUCUACUACGGCGACAGCCACUCCGCCGUCGUCCAGCUCCACAGCCGCGAGGAGGUUGAGAAGCUCAUCGGAGAGCAAAAAGGCUACGGCAAGCUCAUCGUCCUCGACGUCGGACUUAAGCACUGCGGCCCCUGCGUCAAGGUAUACCCAACCGUCGUCAAGCUCUCGCGCUCCAUGGCGGGAAGCGUCGUCUUUGCUCGAAUGAACGGCGACGAGAACGACAGCUGCAUGGGAUUUCUGAAAGAUAUGGGCGUCGUUGAAGUGCCGACGUUUCUGUUCGUGAAAGACGGAGAGAUUUGUGGAAGGUAUGUGGGUUCUGGGAAGGGGGAGUUGAUUGGGGAGAUAUUGAAGUAUCAAGGGGUGCGUGUUACAUAAGAUUGAAGAUUUUGUUGUCUUUGAUCUGAUUAAUUUGUUAGUAAUUGGCAUGAUCAUUGAUGGGAAUGGAAGGUUUUAUAUAAUAAUAUGAUUUAGGGUUUUGGUUGAAUAAUGUGUGCUAUGUAUGGAUUAGUGCAUGCGUGUGUUCAUCAUUUGUGUUUUGUUUUUAGAAGUAAUGCUAUUUAGGUUGAAUUGGAUGAGAUUGUAUGGAAGAAAUGAAGAUUUUGUUUUGAUGACUGGAGAGAUAAAUAUGAUGAUUUAGUUAUGGAAUUUUAUGAACUACAA